AUGAUGGCGACCACCGCUAGAGUUGAGGUGACUAAGAAAAUCAUUGAAUUGGUGGAUUUUCCGGUGGAAUCCAUCGGAGAAGAAAGCAUAAACUGGAAUCAAGAAUGGUCGGGAAGGUUUUCCGAAGCUAAAAGACUAUAUUCGGAAUUCACCACCACUUUCAACGAACCUCUUCUCCAAUAUCAUCCAAUUCCUCAGGCCCAUCUUCCCGAUACCACCGGCGUCAAUGGCGGAUCUACUCCUGAACCUUUGAAAGAACAAAUUAAUCUGGUUGAGAAAUCAGAGGAAUGCAAACAAAGUUCUGAUCAGAAGACAAAUGAUGAAUAUGAUUGCAUGAAUGAAUUGAAGCCUUCAACAACUGACAACGUUAUAAAAAAGAGGAAAAUAAGGAAGUUGUCUGACAUUUACAGAGAUUGCGACGACAUCGCGGCCGCAGCCGCCGACAACAACGAAUUAGGUCGUGCUAAUCGUACAUGCAAAGCAGCUGAGAAUAAUAAUAAUAAUAAUAAUAAUAAAUUAAGGAAAAAGAAGCAUAGUAAAUACAUUAAGAAGAAGUUGGGGAAGAAAUGCAGUUAUUGUGAAUCAACAAGAACUCCACAAUGGAGAGAAGGUCCUGCUGGCCCUAAUUCACUUUGCAAUGCUUGUGGCCUCAGAUUGAAGAAGUGGAACUGUCUUGAUCCAACCCUUAAUCAAAUCAAUUAG
This is a messenger RNA of Impatiens glandulifera, 702 nucleotides long. Its product is annotated as GATA transcription factor 3-like. Gene Ontology annotation, biological process: regulation of DNA-templated transcription. The transcript is spliced from 2 exons. Gene Ontology annotation, molecular function: sequence-specific DNA binding; zinc ion binding. Lineage: Eukaryota; Viridiplantae; Streptophyta; Magnoliopsida; Ericales; Balsaminaceae. The coding region runs from base 1 to 702 and encodes 233 amino acids. The record is from RefSeq and is a predicted model, not a curated record.